GAAAUCAGACUUGACAAUUUUAACAAGGAUGUUUAAAUAUUUUGGAAAAAAAUUGUAUGCUGUUAUUUAUGUUAAAGCUUACAUGAGUUUCUAACAUAAUGUAAUUGAAGGCAGCACUGUUACUAAAAACAUUUCAAUAACAAAAGAUCCUUCUGGCUCUGCUGAGCCCUUAACAUCCCAUAGGUAACAGAAAUGAGAGAAGAAAGCAAGAAGCUGUUUUCUUUAGCUUUUUGCCACUGACUGAGAGCCAGCCUCCAUGUUGUGGUUGAAAUUUGUGAUGAACUUGGUGAAAACUCUUGCAGUUGUGCAUCUGACUGGAAAAGCUGGUGGGAGCUGGAAUGCUGCUGUUUGAAUGUCCACAUUGCUCCAUGGUGUUAAAGCACAGGUAUAGAUUUUAGGACUAUAGAAAGUAACAGUAGAUAUAAAUAAUUGCAAUGUUCUGUUAGGUCCUUUCUAGUUUGUGAGGGUUGCAACUACCUCAGGAUAUCCCUCUGUGUGUGGUUAUUCAAACCUUAUAGUAGUGGAUAACUACUUUAUUUUGGGAUUAGGCUAUGAUAGAAUGUUCGAACAAUCUCCUUCUUUUCCCCAAAUUAACGUGUUGUCAAAAAAAAAAAAAAGGCAAGUCUUUUUGUGGCACAGAACAAGUGCAUCAUUUCUGCUUUUGAAAUCAGUGGGAGGUGGAGCUGUGACUCAAUCUAUACAGCUCUUCUUCCCAGCCACAGUUGGUUUGAAAAUACUGUGGUCCAGGAGCAUCUAUGCGUUGGGAGGCAUACAGACUGGAGCAUUAGUGUUGCCUUCUAUAAAGCAGAGAAAAUGGGAUCAUCGGCCUAUUCCCCUUUGGAUCGAUUCAUCCGAGCAAACCCACACAGGAAGGUUGGAAUCAGGAGGAGGAAUCAUGAAAGGCCGUAUAGCGCUGAAGAUGAGCUGGAAGUACCUCAGUUGUGCUGGCUUACUGUAACAAUUAUAAGCAUGAGAAAUGUCCGCAAAGCAGAUCUGUGCAGCCAAACUGAUUGCUAUGUCAAGCUGUGGCUACCGACAGCUUCAUGUCAAGAAGCCCGGACAAGAACUGUACGCAACUGCAGGAAUCCUGUCUGGAACGAAACUUUCCACUUCGUGAUACAAAGUCAAGUAAAGAACAUCCUGGAAAUGACUGUCUGUGAUGAGGAUAUUUUUACACCAGAUGAUCAGCUUAUGACUGUUCGCUUUGAUGUAGCUAAAAUCCAACCUGGAGAAAAAAUUCACUUGAAUUUUGAGUUGAAUACAGAGAACCAGGAAGAACUAGAAGUGGAAUUUCUACUGGAAAACAUCCCAGGUGUAUCUGAGAAGAUCAUUACUAAUGGCGUACUAGUGUCUCGCGAAGUUUCCUGUUUGGAAGUACAUGUGAAUGAAACAAAAAUGAAGAACUCUUACACAGGCAGAGAUUUCACGUUCACAAUGAAAGGAUCCUAUGAAGAAACCCAGGAUGUUUCCAUAGGUCCUCACUCCAGACGGGGAAGCAGUGAAACCACUAGGUUCCACUAUAUCAAGCACAGUCAGCCCAGACUGCUCAUGACACUGCCAAAGGAGCAUGUUUUCUGUUGUCAUGGCUCAGCUAGAAGGGGAAUGGGUGUAACUAGUCCCCUGGCUGUGCCUCUCCAUUCCCUGGACUUGGGAAAGAAAGUGACAGUCAUGAGAGGGGAAUCUUAUGAAGUGUCUGUGAACGAGGAACAUGGUUGCAAAAAUUUAGAUGUGCGGUUGGGGUUUGAUCUAUGCGCAGAAGAGCGGGAUUUCAUCUGUAAAAGGAAGAAAGUGGUUGCUGCUGCUCUGAAAAAUGUUCUUCAUCUCGAUGAAGACCUGCAGGAAGAUGAGGUGCCAGUGGUGGCAGUUGUGACCUCAGCAGGGGGAGUGCGAUCCAUGACAGCUAUGUUUGGCAGUCUUCUGGCUCUCCAGGAGUUAGGUGUUUUGGAUUGUAUCUCAUACAUCAGUGGUUUAUCUGCCACAACAUGGACCAUGUCAAAGUUAUAUGAAGAUGCAAAUUGGUCACAGAAGGAUCUCAGAGGGCCAAUUAGUGAUAUCAGGAAACACGUGAUCAAGAGCAAGCUGCACUGUUUCUCAUUGGAUGAUAUGAAAUACUAUGAAAAUGAGCUUUGUGAGAGAAAGCAAGAGGGGCAUAAGCUGUCCUUUACAGAUUUAUGGGGACUCUUCAUUAAUCGUAUGCUACAUCAUCAGGAAAGUACUCAAAAACUCUCAGAUCAGCAACUAGCAGUAAAUCGGGGCCAGAAUCCACUGCCUGUAUACCUGUCCCUCAAUGUCAAGGAUAACUUUAGCACUUUGGAUUUUAAAGAGUGGGUGGAAUUCACACCUUUUGAGGUGGGUCUCCUGAAAUAUGGGGCCUUUGUUCGUUCAGAAGAUUUUGGUAGUGAGUUCUUCAUGGGUCAUCGGAUGAAGAAGAUCCCAGAGUCCCACAUCUGCUUCUUGGAAGGCACAUGGAGUAAUAUAUUUUCCCAGAAUUUUAUGGAUGCUGUCUAUCUCUCGGGUCAUUCGGAGGAUUUCUGGCACAGAUGGACCCGAGACACUAAGCAUGACAUUGAGGAGCACCCUGCUCUGCCCAAGAAGCCUCAUGAACAGACAACUUGUUUAUCCAUUCCCAAAGGUUACCCUUCUAAUACUCUUCGAGAAAUGAUGACUGGACGGCCAGUGGUUUCAACUUACCAUAAUUUUCUCAAGGGCUUGCAGCUACAUAAAAAAUAUUUAGAGAAUGAGAGCUUUUGCAUGUGGAAAGAUACAGUGCUGGAUUCUUCUCCCAACCAGCUAAAUGAAAUGGGUGACUACCUCAAACUGAUAGAUACAGCCUUCUUCAUCAACACCAGCUGCCCACCCAUUCUGAGGCCAGAGAGAAAAGUGGAUGUCAUUCUGCAUUUAAAUUACAGUGGAGGAUCACAGACUCUGCCGCUGGACCUAUUCUCAGAGUACUGUUUGGAGCAUGGUAUCCCAUUUCCCAGCACAGAGCUGAGCCAGGAAGACCGAGAACAUCUGAAGGAGUGCUAUGUGUUUGAGGAUAGCUUAGAGGCACCAAUCUUGGCCUUUUUUCCACUGGUGUGUGAUACUUUCCAAAAAUACAAGGCACCAAAUGUGGAGCGCAGUCCCACAGAGAUGGAGCAGGGAAGAGUAGACGUGUCCAACUGUACUGCUCCGUAUGGCACUGGUCUGCUUACGUAUAGCGAAGAGAAUUUCAAUAAGCUGCUUAACCUGUGCUGCUACAAUAUCCUGAAUAAUAAACACUUGAUUCUUCAGGCUUUGCAAACUGCAGUGGAACGAAAGAAGCGAUUUAAAAACUGUUCAUCACCUCAUUCACAUAAAUUCUCUUAAAGUAUAUUUUGUUGAAUCUCACCAGAAGGAGAUAUGCAAAUGUUUUGGUACUGGACUAAUGCAUAUUAAUCUGCUGCAAGCUCGCAGAUGUUCAUGAUGGCAACAAAAUUUGAUAUGAACUCCUUUGACUUCUGCAACAGUGUGGUGGCCAGUGUGUAGCUGCUGCUACAGUUUUAUUCCCACUGCCAUCCAAAGCACAGACAGGGGAAAGUUUAUGAGAUUUUCAUACUUGUCUUAGAAAAAUGGUUGCUUAAGAAAAUGUAUUUAACUGAUCAUUCUUAGAUCUUUGCUGUUGUCUGUAACAAUAUACAUACAUUGUAAUAGCUAUUGUUCAAAUACUAAGUACCCAUGCAUAAUCUUAUUAAGAAGAAGAAGAUUUUUAUAGCUACAAUCAUUGGCGUAUGGUUUUUUUAUUAAAUUCCAUGGACUCAGCUCAGCUAGUGAGUUGAUCUGGGGAAAAGCUAUUCUUGCUUCUGAUACCAAGAAAUCAAAUAUCGAGGGAACAAGGAGCUUUUUUAAAAACCUCUGAGGAAGGAUGAAAGAAAAGCUGCCACUUCAACCGUGGAAGAUGAAAAAUGGAAGGAAACUACUUUCAAGAGUGCAGAUGACUCGAAUGAUAAUAUGACGUUUACUAGUCCAAAUACUGGUAUUUGAAAAUUCCGAGGUAUUUAUUUAGUAACAUGGAGUACAGCACUUGGCUUGCAUAUAUUUUCAUCAGCCCUUUCUGUUCCCCUUUGUGGUCAUCUCAUUCAAUACACUGGCAUGAGUAUAUAAAAAAAGCAGAUCCAUCUGUAUAUUGCAGUAUGUCCACAUUACCAUAGGACCAUGACAUCUUCUUUCCUUCUCCUGUGUCAUGGUCAGACGGUAAUGGGCUCAGUCAUCUGGUCUUACAGGUCUCUGCUUCUUAAGCAAGAGGUAACAUUGUUACUCCUAAGACAGCCCUUUUCUGUGCAUUAGUUCAAUUGACAGGAGACAUCACUAGCAGGUGUCUGUCAAGCUUUGCUGCAAUACAAAUUAAACAAACAAAGUCUCCUUUCAUAAGAGGAAACUGUUGGCAGUAACCUUUGCGUCUCAUUUUCAUGAAUCUAAAGUGGUCAAGUCCAACAACUUUUCUUUUUUCUCAGUUACUGAUAAAUCUUUCUUUUCCAACUCUACUUUCUUAAGAAGAAAGCCAGUUUUUCACCUUCUUUUCUUGCUCUUGGGUAGGAUAAUCUGAUCUUAUGUGUCACCAGCAAGACUGCAAUAGUUUUCUGUAAGCAAAGAAGAAAAGGAAGAUGUCACUCUGACAGCUCAGUUAUGUUUGUAAGUUUAUUUUUAAAAGGUAAUGAAAUGAGGGUUUAAAAAUGUGAUUAAUUCCUUUUGCAAAGAAUCUUUUAAGUAUUUUAAAGAUUUUCAAGAUUUAUUAUCAGAGCUCCUGGAAGAUCUAACAGAGGCAGUACAGUUUGUGCCUCGUAUAUUGCACUGACUAGUUUUUGGUGGUUGCAACACUUGGCGCUGAGCCUUCAGCUUUGCUCACCCAAGGUGUGGUGAUGUGUGUUUCUGGCAGCAGAUCCAGAAAAUUAGGAUGGCUUAAAAUGAGCUGAGGAAAGGGAGUCUGUUUUAAGAAAUCUGGGCCUGUUGAGCAAGCCAGUGAAAAAUCUUAGGCUAUCCAAAUGGUCUAGCUUAGCAUCUCAAUAUUUUGACUUGAGGGAAGUCAGAAAAAUGCUGAUGUUUGUGUUAGGACCUGGCUCCAAGAAUUUAACACUGCAUGAGACUAACGCUUUCCUUGGGAGACCCAAGCUCAGUGGUCUUACCUUGGUGUCUUGUGAGUUUCCUCCAAAAUGGACUCAUUUGCUUUCUUGUGUGGGGAAGGAAAGUCUUCUUUUUACGUUCUAUUAAAAUCUGCUCGUAUUGUUCACAUUGCAGCAAUACCUCAUCAUCUUGCCUGUGAUGUGAUGGUGAAAGGCAGCAUAAAAUGAUAGGGGAAGAGAUGUUUGUUUGAAUGACUUGCCAGCUAUUCAUCAAAAAUAACAGAGGAGAGACAUUCAGUAUUACUGGUGGUGUUUUUUAAGGAAGGAGCUGAGGCUUUGUGACAUAUCAGCUGGAUUUUUCAAAGUGAUUCAGCAUUGAUGUAAUUGCUCUAUUUAAGAUCCAGGUAGGUCAGCAACAAUUUCUUGUUUUUGAAAACACCUGUUUGUGACCUGUCACACAAGCUCUGCUAAAUGUAGUGGCAUGAUACUGGAAACAAUUAACUGUAAAUCUUUGUAGACUCUAUUAGGGCUCACACAUCUCUCAGGCUGACUGUGGAUGAAGUUACCCCAGCUGGUAACAUGAGGUUACUUCCUGAUAUUCUGAGAAUUGGUUCAGAUUGAAAUUGGCUCUAGAUUUCCCUGUAAAGGUCUUGAACUAUGUGUCUUGUCAUAUUUAUGACAAACUAAUUACUGGGUAAUUAGCUGACACAGGCUGGUGCUGGAGUUCCUCACACCUGUGGUCUGAUGGGGGUAGGGCAGCAAAAAAGCUGCUUGAACAGUGCUUGAAAUGUUGAAUGAACCUGUAAAGGUCAGGCAACUUCUGGGUGUUCCUGCAAAGGCAGAGAGAGGUGCUGCUGGAUGCUCAGAGCUACAGAGCACAAGGAGAGGCAGAGAUAAAGGUCUUGAACUACUACUUUUUGAGACAAGGAUUGGAUUUGAAAUUCUGUUGCAACAAGUCUGAAGGGAGGGUUCCAUGUGUUGGUAACAGAUGGGCCAACACUUUGGUGAUGAUUUUUGGAUGGUAAAGCAGCCCAAUUGCUUCAUCUGAGUGAGUAGGAAGAGCGAGAUUUUAUCUCUCUAAAACAUAUUGAAGGCAUGUGGAAUUGUUUUAAUCAAGUUUCUCAAUAGUCUUUUGAAGGCAGAAGUCCUCCUUCAGAUAUGUCAUAAUCAGAAUAACCUCUUAAGCAAAAAUAUAAUACCCUCACCCCAUCAGCUAGUGUGAUCUCUCUCUUCAAUGACUGAUUUUGCACUUUUCAUUCUCAUGAAUUUAAAUUCAGAUUCAGAUCGAAGUUCUCUCCUGCUUACGAAUGGAUAAGGUUUUUUCAGACUUUUUUCCUCUAACUUAUGCCCUCUGUCACCUUCUCCAUGAAUACUUUUUCAGGAAGUCCUUUUUGCAUCUAAUGUAAUCUUAUUUUUGAGUUUAUGUGAUACAAAAUACUGUUGAGUAUUGAAGAACAGGUUUUCUGAAGGUGAGUUAUGUAGAAACAUGAAAAUAAAAUGCCAACAUAUUAAUGUGAAAGUUAUAUAUUUAUAUAACCCCAUAUAAAUAUAUGUGUAUGGGUGUGUGGUUUUGUUUGUUUUCAGUUUUGAGUUUCUUUUUUCUUGUGUCUUUUUUUUUUUUUUUUUUUUUUUUACCAGUGAGUUGCUUUAAAUUAGUGGCAGCCAAAAAUUAUCUGGCCAAACUUGAAUUUUUCAGAGUUGGAAAUCUGACACCAUGGGGAGGGAAAGUGACACUUUUCAUCCAUGGUAAAUCUUGUCUGUGGAGAUUAUUGAGCUUAGAUCCUUUGUGUAACUGGAGUUUGACUUGAACUGUUUGCUCCUGUUUGAUUGGCCCGAUUAGGUCUUUGUGGAUUUUGUAGCUUGUGGAAACAUUAAAAAAAAAAAAAAAAAAGAAAACAAACUGAAAGGCGAUACCCACAGAAUAUCUGACACUAUGUUUGUUAAUUUGCUAUAUGUGUUAAUUCUGAGUAAUUAUUUUCCAAUGUGACAUCUGGCUAUCAUUUUUUUAAUGCCUCUAGAAUGUUUUUUGGAUAUUUACCCUUCUUGUUACAUUCAAAGUUUUUAAAUGACGACCACUCCCAUUGUCAUCCCAAGGGUGGUACAAGGAUUCUGUUCUCUUGCAAUAAUAUGAAA
Messenger RNA from Pseudopipra pipra, 7211 nucleotides. RefSeq names its product cytosolic phospholipase A2 epsilon-like. Gene Ontology annotation, cellular component: cytosol. Lineage: Eukaryota; Metazoa; Chordata; Aves; Passeriformes; Pipridae. The coding region runs from base 814 to 3348 and encodes 844 amino acids. The transcript is spliced from 21 exons. Gene Ontology annotation, molecular function: calcium-dependent phospholipid binding; calcium ion binding. Gene Ontology annotation, biological process: glycerophospholipid catabolic process. The record is from RefSeq and is a predicted model, not a curated record.